AUGUUAGAUGAACUAUAUAAAGCAGAACGUGAAGAGAUGGAAAACAAGCUUGAAGCAAAAGAUGAAGUCAUUGAAGCAAAAGACAAAAACAUUCAGAAAAGAAUACCACGUUCGGUACCAAAAGGAAAGGAAAAGAACUAUAAGUAUAUGAUUUAUACUGAAGAGAUGGAAAAUGAAGAAGAUAAAGAUAUGGUUAUGUUGCAUUUAGUCAGAAGAAACAACAAAAGCUUUUACGACCUUGCUAAGAUUUACAAAUCUGACAGAAAUUGGUUCUAUCGCGAAAACUUACCGAUUUCAAUGACACCGAAUGAAGAUGUGAAACAAAUAGUUCAAGAUACGUUACCUCAAACACACUAUGAUAUGAAAGGUUGUACAAUACUUACAUUCAAAGAAGAUUUGCCAUUGUUAAAGGAAAAAAUAACAGAGUAUUUUGACAACUUCAAACAAGUAGAGUAA
Trichomonas vaginalis G3 is the source of this 456-nucleotide messenger RNA. RefSeq lists its product as uncharacterized. The record is from RefSeq and is a predicted model, not a curated record. The coding region runs from base 1 to 456 and encodes 151 amino acids. The transcript has a single exon. Lineage: Eukaryota; Parabasalia; Trichomonadida; Trichomonadidae.